Messenger RNA from Drosophila elegans, 1001 nucleotides. RefSeq names its product antigen 5 like allergen Cul n 1-like. The record is from RefSeq and is a predicted model, not a curated record. The transcript has 4 exons. NCBI's taxonomy places the organism in Eukaryota, Metazoa, Arthropoda, Insecta, Diptera, Drosophilidae. Bases 77 to 892 code for a protein of 271 amino acids.
AUAAUCAUUCAUUUCAAAACCUGAUUUUUGCUACACGUCUAACCCAAACCCAACACUGUUCUAAUUGGUAGUAACAAUGACUUUGACCUUGGUGUUACCAGUGGUGUUACUACUACCAUUGAUUUUCGGCUAUAACUACUGCAACAACGACACCCAUAUAUGCGACCUGUCCAAAACGAAGCACUUCAUGUGCCUACUAGAGACGGAUCUUCCUCCAUACGGCAAGAACACCACGUUCCACGCCCUGGUUCCGGACACCAAAAAGCUGCAGGUGAAUGCACUGGGCAUCCUGAACACCUUCCGGAACUUGUUCGCCAGCGGGCAACUCAUCACGAAUCGCAACAAGACAUUUCCCACCGCCAGGCGGAUGCGCAGGCUCAUCUGGGACGCGGAGCUGGCCUACAUGGCCCGCAGCCAUGCCGCCACCGUGUCCUUGAAGCACUCCGAGUGCCGGUCCACCGUGCGAUUUUCGCGGGUCGGUGAGUGCGUGGCCAUGUUGCCACCUAUCGACCGGAAGUUGGAUGUGUUCGACAUGAUGACCGCCUUUUUCAAUGAGAUGUUCGACGAGUACAAGGAGGUUCAGGAUCCGGAGACCCUCCUCCAUGGCUACGAUCCCGUCAAGGACUCUCCCGUGGGACACUUCACGAUCAUCAUCAACGAUCGGGUUUCCCGGGUGGGCUGUGGCAUUGCCGUGGGCUCCAACUGCCAUGCAAUGAAUAAAGUCGGCUUCUGUCACUUCCUGACCUGCCACUUCGACGGCACCAACGUGGAUAAUCAGUAUGUCUACAGGGCUGGCAAGCCAGCAAGCUCCUGCGCUGACUGGAAGGUCACGUCCAGCUCUUGGUAUGCCUUUCUGUGCUCAAACAACGGCGAAAUAUUUCCCUAUGAAUAAAGUUCAACAAUUCGCUCUUAUCUAUUUUGUAUUUUUAAAGUUCACUUAUUUUAACAUCAGUUUAAUCUAGUUAUUCAUAAAGUGACACUUCCACAUCCAACACUUAAUA